AAAGCGGUCGAAUGACAGCGACGGACAGUCAGAGCUCUCUCGAGCGAUCCUGCAUUGUCCCGCUUGAGCGAGCUCGCUCGCCUCGUCCAUCGCCCAAGGCCCGAAGGGAGCGAGCAUUGCCAAGCGUGCCAGAAACAAAGGAACAAAGAAACGAACAAGGAAAGAGAGAGAGAGGAAGGACGAAAGUGAGCGAGCGAGGGAGGCGGUGCAACUAGGGACUUUUUAUAUGACUUGACCACGUCGUCGUUCGCCUCUUCUCCUCCGUCGCUGUGUGCCGAAGUGGGAAGGAGGCCGCUCUGAAUGAAGAAAGGACUAACGAAGGGGUAUGUUGGGAUUGAGUGAGGGGAUUGGAAUUCCUGGUGAAAUUUCUUCUUAGAAUGGAUCUCUCGGCAAGUCGACUUCAGAGAGCAUACCAUGCACUGCUGAAGGCAGUUUCAGACGUGCUAGAGGCAAAAGAAAGUGCUGAUUCUCACCGGACCGCAAGAACGGACGCAGCUUUGGAGCACUUUUACAGUACUUUUCAGCUUUUCCAGGCAACCUGCGACCAAGCUCAAGAGUUUGUGGAUUCGGUGAGGCAGAGGAUAGGAUCGGAGUGUAUCGUGGACGAAGCAACUGGCCCCAUAUCUCAAAAACUAAUCAAACUGUCGGAAGAAGGAGCGAAUAGGUCAGCAAUUCCACCACUCAGUGCUACCAGGUUGGAGCAGAUGAGCAAGGCAGUUCGUUUACUGGUUCUAGAGUUGCAACCCAGCUCAAGUACCGCGAUACCCCAACCAUCGAUCGACAGCAGACCAGCGGACGACAUGUCUCACUAGCUUGUUAUCCUCGCUUUUUCAUGAAGUGCACCUGUCAAAAUGAGGAUCCGGCGCUUCACUGCUGCAGUUUCAAUCAGUGAGAAAAGAACAUAAGAAAAGUUCCGUAGAGCCUAUCACCUGUCUCCGAGGCAGUGGCUUUGAAGUUGUUCGAGGGUGGCGAGGAGUUGUUGCUGUCCAGCAAAACGGACUGAUAACUUCCUGGGUCGUGAAAUAAACUGUUUUGCUGCUACCCGUCUUCUUUGACAAAACUGUCAAUGGGCCGGCUACUAUUUUACGACAUUUUAGACAAACCUGCUAGUAGUAUUAUCAUAGGCUUCUGCUCGGUGAUAUGGUUAUACAUUCAGAAGAAAGGUCUUGGAUACGCGAAUUUGGGGUUAAGCUAUGAAACAGUGGUGUCAGGAGGACAACACUGGCGUCUUCUGACAUCUGCUUUUUCUCACAUCAGUUUUCUGCAUCUGGUGUUCAACAUGAGCUCUCUCUGGAGUUUAGGAGUCAUUGAGGCCCUUCCGCAAUUAGGUCUCGGUAUCAGAUAUUAUUUACACUACACUCUGGUAUUGUUGACCGCAUCUAGUUUAGUAGUUUUGGGCUUCUAUCACAUCCUGAUCCACCGAUUCAAGUUCGACUUUUACCGACGGGUCACGGCUGUGGGUUACUCUUGUGUAGUUUUUGGAUGGAUGACUAUUCUUUCCGUUAAGCAUCCUUCUUCCAAGUUGGAACUCUUUGGUCUUCUUUCACUUCCUAUUAGCUAUGCCCCUUUCGAGUCCUUAGUUUUCACGUCCAUCAUUGUUCCCCAGGCAAGCUUCCUAGGGCAUCUGUCAGGUAUACUUGUAGGCUAUAUGAUAGCUUGGAAUGUAUUUCAAGGUAUGACCGACUUCUGGGCCAUAACUUUUCUCGGUUGGUUGGUUGUAAUGUUCGUCAUUAGCUUGAAGAAAACCUCUGAAUUUGACAUACCCUUUCUACAUGUUGAGUCAGUUGCUGACGUUAUUAUGCCAGCAGUAGGUUUAGAUACUUCUUUCAACUUAGAGGCCACAGACGAGAAUACUUUGCCACUUGAAGGGAGCGAUUUAGUAUAGAUCUGAAGGAUGUCAACCUGCUGGAGUCUUCAUAGAUUAUGGAGCAAUAAAAGAACAUCUCGUAUGAGAUAGAUUCUUUAAAUUCAAAAUGACAAAUUUCUAGUGU
This is a messenger RNA of Marchantia polymorpha subsp. ruderalis, 1991 nucleotides long. Lineage: Eukaryota; Viridiplantae; Streptophyta; Marchantiopsida; Marchantiales; Marchantiaceae. The record is from the annotation of a GenBank genome assembly.